UGUUGCCUGGGAUGUUGCUUAGAAUGUUGCCUGUGGUGUUGCCUCGGACGAUGCCUGGGGUGUUGCCUGUGAUGUUGCCUGGGAUAUUUCCAUGGAUGUUGCCUGGGAUGUUGCCUGGGAUAUUUCCAUGGAUGUUGCCUGGGAUGUUGCUUGGGAUGUUGCCUGGGAUGUUGUCUGGUAUGCUGCCUGGGAUGUUGCAUGGGAUGUUGCCUCUGAUGUUACCUGGGAUGUUGCCUCGGAUAUUUUCUUGGAUGCUGCCUCUAAUGUUGCGGGGGAUGUUGCCUGGAAUGUGUCCUGGGAUGCUGCCUCGGAUGUUGCUUCGGAUAUUUCCUGUGAUGUUGACUGGGAUGUUGCCUGGGACGUUGCCUGGGAUGUUGCUUAGGAUGUUUCCUGGGAUAUUGCCACGAAUAUUGCCUGGGAUGUUGCCUGGGAUAUUGCUUGGGAUGUUGCCUGGGAUGUUGCCUCUGAUGAUGCCUGGGAUGUUGCCUUGGAUGUUGCCUUGGAUGUUGCCUGGGAUGUUGCCUGGGAUGUUGCCUGGGAUGUUACCUAUGAUGUUGCCUGGGAUGUUACCUCGGUUGUUGCUUGGGCUGUUACCUCGGAUGUUGCCUGGGAUGUUGCUUGGGAUGUUGCCUACGAUGCUGCCUGGGAUGUUGCCUAUGAUAUUGCCUGGGAUGUUGCCUGUGAUGUUGCCUGGGAUGUUGUCUGUGAUGUUUCCUGGUAUGUUGCUUGGGAUGUUGCCGUUCGAUGUUGUCUCGGAUGUUGCUUCUGAUGUUUUCUGGGAUGUUGCCCGGGGUGUUGCCUGGGAUGUUACUUUUUAUGUUGCAUGGGAUGUUUCUUGGGAUGUUGCCUCGGAUGUUGCCUCUUAUGUUGCCUCUGAUGUUUCCUGGGUUGUGCCUGGGAUGUUCCCUGUGAUGUUCCCUCUGAUUUUGCGGGGGAUGUUGCCUAGGAUGUUUCCUGGGAUGUUACCUGGGAUGUUGCCUGUGAUGUUUCCCGGGAUGUUGCCUGGGAUUGUGCUCAGGAUGUUGCCUGGUGUGUUACCUCGGAUGAUGCCUGGGAUGUUGCCUGGGAUUUUCAUUGGGAUGUUGCUUCGGAUAUUGCCUGGGAUGUUGCCUUGGAUGUUGCCUCAGUUGUUGUCUCGUAUGUUGCCUGGGAUAUUGCCUGGGAUGUUGCCUCGGAUGUUGCCUGUGAUGUUGCUUCGGAUAUUGCCUAGGAUGUUGCCUGUGAUGUUCUCUGGAAUGUAACCUGGGAUGUUGCCUGGGAUGUUGCCUGGGAU
Molecule: messenger RNA, 1273 nt
Organism: Cherax quadricarinatus
Lineage: Eukaryota; Metazoa; Arthropoda; Malacostraca; Decapoda; Parastacidae
Source: RefSeq, a predicted model, not a curated record